Anoplopoma fimbria (sablefish) is the source of this 1127-nucleotide messenger RNA. Its product is annotated as ZP domain-containing protein-like. The transcript has 7 exons. Lineage: Eukaryota; Metazoa; Chordata; Actinopteri; Perciformes; Anoplopomatidae. The record is from RefSeq and is a predicted model, not a curated record. Bases 66 to 1127 code for a protein of 353 amino acids.
CACAAAAUCAUAUUCACCAUUACCACCCCUACCCAACUUCACAGUCUGGCAUCUAUCAGUCUGAGAUGAGGUGUGUUCUGGUAGAAGUUCAGAGGGUGCAAGUUAAUUCCCAUGUGAUCUGCACCGAGUCCACAAUGACAGUAGAGGUUGAGAAAUCUUCAUUCUCUGGACUCCAUGAGGACCAUUUGCGGCUCAAUGACGCCACCAACACUGCCUGCAGGCUGCGCUCCAACAGCACUCACGUCUUCGCUGUCAUCCCCCUCAGCGGUUGUGGCACUGAGAUCGAGGAAGACCAAGAUAACCUCCGGUUCAAGAAUGAAAUCACUACGGUUGACAACAUGGCCGACGUGAUCACCAGGAAACACCUGCUGGGGGUGCAGUUCUACUGCCAGUACCCCAAACGUGGAAAUGUGACACUGGGCUUCACAGCACACAGGAAAAAUAUCACAGUGUGGGAAAAGGGCUUCGGCACGUUUACCUACCAGUUUGAGUUCUAUCCCAACAACCGAUACCAAACCAUGAUUGAUCCAAAUUCAUACCCGCUGGUGUAUGAAAUAGGGAGCAGGAUCCACAUGCAGAUAGAAGCCACCUCCUCUGUCAACAACACCGUGCUGUUUGUGGAGGCCUGCAGAGCUUCACCAUACGACAACCAAAACUACCAUCAAACCUACUCCAUCAUUGAGAAUGGGUGUAUUGUGGACCCGACUGUUGAGAUCCAUCAGUCCUCCCACCAGAGACAAUUCCAGUUCAGCAUGGAGGCCUUCAAGUUCAUCGGCUUGCAUGAUCAGGUGUACAUCAGCUGCACGGUCCUGAUGUGUGAAGCAGGGAGCCCCAACACCAGGUGUUCACAGGGAUGCAUCAACUCCACAAUGCCAGGCGGUUUGCAUCAUCACCACAGAAAGAGAGAGGCUGUCAUUCAAAGCGCAAGGCACUUCGUUUCCCAGGGUCCCCUGCGCUUAAAGAGAUCAGCAGAGAGCAACGAAAGCUCAGUGCUCCACCUGAAUCUGAACCUGGUAUUCAUCGCUGGAUGUCUUCUUGCAGCUGUUGGCAUGAUCAGUGCAGUGGUCAUGUACAAGGCCAAAAUGUCAAAGGUCAAAUACCAACCUUUGCCCACAUUUGAAAGUUAA